AUGGAAGUUGUGGAAAAGUUAAAGUCUGUUAUGAAAGUCAAUGAAGUGGCCACACAAUACAGAGAAGACAAAGCCAGGCAAGGGGGUGACCUGGAUUGGCUGACCAGAGGGUCCAUGGUAGGACCAUCUCAAGAAGCAGCAUUUGCCUUGCCUGUAAGUGGGAUGGAUAAACCUAUGUUUACAGAAAAAAAUUAG
Messenger RNA from Myodes glareolus (Bank vole), 195 nucleotides. NCBI's taxonomy places the organism in Eukaryota, Metazoa, Chordata, Mammalia, Rodentia, Cricetidae. The record is from RefSeq and is a predicted model, not a curated record.